AUGGACGACAACAAUGGGGCAAAGUGGUCUGACCGUGUCGACUCGGCCAUCAAACACAGCCCUGUGCCACCUUCUCUGCCCAUGACGAGCCACAGCGGCUCUUUUCCCCACGAGAAGCAGCAGCAAGUUCCGAGCCACAUUGUUGCAGAGAUGUCGAGGAAGCACGCGGCUGGCGUUUCAGGCCAAAGCAGAUCCACAAAGCCGCCCAAAACAGCGAGAAGGCAGAAAUCAAAAGCCACGGUGUACGAAAGGGCUCUCUCUCUCCAGGCACCCCACGAGGGCGAUGAAAAGGUGCAGGCUAAGGGCAAAAGUUUAUCGUAUGGACCAGAAGGCUCCAAUGCACGCUCGGUUAGAGUCAACCUCAGCAGAGCAGAGAAGGCUGAAAUAUGGUUCAAGAAGUACAUGAACGAGCGAAAUGCGACAAAGAAAGAUAUCAGGAAGGCGUACGAGCACUUCGCAAGACAGGCUAAUCGCUACAGAGAUUUCCGACAAUUGAAAGAAGAGGAUUGGACGAAGGCGGAAAAACGCUUGUACGAUGAACUCGUCCCAAAAGGCAUUUUAGAGUAUGAAGCAGAGCGUAUUGAGCUUGGAGAGUGGCCAAAACGAGACGCACCGGGCGAGGCCAGCCGGGUCAGGAAGUUAAGGAAGGAAGCAAAGGACAAGGAUAAGCCCAGAUCAAAGUAG
Messenger RNA from Acaromyces ingoldii, 684 nucleotides. RefSeq lists its product as hypothetical. Bases 1 to 684 code for a protein of 227 amino acids. Lineage: Eukaryota; Fungi; Basidiomycota; Exobasidiomycetes; Exobasidiales; Cryptobasidiaceae. The transcript has a single exon. The record is from RefSeq and is a predicted model, not a curated record.